GCAGCAGCGGCUGCCAGUCGCGCUGCCAGUUCUUCCCGCACGCUUUGUCGCCGGCGGGUCGAAAGGGGCGUGCGCCGGAGGAGGCGACGCCGGCCUCACAUUUUUACCCAGGCCUCGAGCCCGGCCGCCAGCACCCGUCCCUCCGUCGGCCGGCCCGUGUCUGCUUUCUCCAGCCUCCGUCGUUCCCGGCUCGAACUGGAGUGUGUCCCUAGCUGAUGCUGAAUAAAUCUCAACAUGGUGGUUGAAACCUUAGGCCUGGGAAGCUCCUCAGCAUGGCUGCUGGCACUACUGGGAACUUUCACAGUGACUGUUCUUGGGAUAGCACACAAACUGGGGCUGAUUUAUCAUUUCUGGCAUCAGGUGGACCCUAAAAGUACUCGGCAUGGUGGGGAGACAGUGGCAGAGGUGCUGAAAGCUCAUGGUGUGCGCUACUUGUUCACGCUGGUGGGUGGACACAUCUCCCCCAUUUUGGUGGCCAGUGAGAAACUGGGCAUUCGUGUUGUGGAUACAAGGCAUGAGGCGACUGCUGUAUUUGCAGCAGAUGCAGUGGCCAGGCUCUCAGGAAUAGUGGGAGUUGCUGCAGUGACAGCAGGGCCUGGAGUAACAAAUACAGUGACAGCUGUGAAAAAUGCCCAGAUGGCAGAGUCUCCUGUGUUGCUGAUUGGAGGGGCAACAGCCACAUUGCAGAAGGGCCGAGGAGCUCUCCAAGAUAUUGACCAAUUAUCUCUAUUCAAGCCACUCUGCAAAUUCUGUGUUUCAGUGAAGACUGUCAGAGAUAUUGCUCCGGUGCUGCGAAAAGCAAUUGCUGUUGCCCAGUGUAACACUCCAGGCCCUGUGUUUGUGGAGUUUCCUUUGGAUGUUCUGUAUCCUUAUCAUUUGGUUGAGAGAGAGCUAUUUAGGAAUGCUCCUUCCAAGAGCCUGAAAGGAAAGGCGAUGAACUGGUAUCUGUGCAGUUAUCUGAGAAACCUGUUUGCUGGAGCAUGGGAAGUACAAGACUUUUCACCCUUACCAGUGAAAAUGCCAGAAGCCACAGAGGCACAGGUGCAGCAGUGUGUGGAGCUCAUCAGCAGGGCUAGAAAGCCAAUCAUACUGCUCGGCAGUCAAGUGACCCUUCCUCCAAUCUCAGCAGACAAGCUCAGAGAAGCUUUAGAAGAACUGGGGAUUCCAUGCUUCCUGGGAGGCAUGGCCCGUGGCAUGCUGGGAAAGAAUAGUCCACUACACAUUCGUCAGAACCGGCGUGAGGCACUCAAGGAGGCAGAUGUGGUUAUUCUGGCAGGCACAGUCUGUGAUUUCCGCCUGUCAUAUGGGCGUGCCUUGAGUAAGUGCAGCAAAAUCAUUGCUGUCAACAGGAAUCGGGAGCAACUGUUUAAAAAUGCACAUAUUCACUGGACACCCUAUAUAACCAUAAAUGGGGAUGCUGCAUUGUUCCUCGUGUUCUUAAGCCAAAAGCUGAAAGGCUACUCAUGUCCUCAGGAUUGGGUAAUGAGUCUGAAGGAGUCUGACCACAGGAAGGAGAAAGCAAACAGAGAGAAGGCAGAAGAACCAACAGAGCAGCAUCUUAACCCUCUGAAGCUCUUGCAUCAUGUAGAUUACUUGCUUCCUGAAGACAGUCUACUAGUUGCAGAUGGAGGUGACUUUGUAGCAAGCGCUGCCUAUAUUAUGAAGCCAAGGGGUCCUCUGUCUUGGCUGGAUCCAGGGGCUUUUGGAACGUUGGGAGUUGGGGGUGGAUUUGCCUUAGGAGCCAAACUCUGCAGGCCAGACUCAGAGGUAUGGAUCUUAUAUGGAGAUGGCUCUCUUGGAUUCAGCAUCAUGGAAUUUGAUACUUUUGUGCGACACAAGACCCCUGUUAUUGCCCUUGUGGGGAAUGAUGCCUGCUGGACUCAAAUCUCCCGGGAGCAACUUCCUUUGUUGGGUAGCAAUGUCGCCUGUGCUCUGGAUUAUUUAGAUUACCAUGUGGUGGCGGAAGGCUUAGGAGGGAAAGGUUUCCUGCUCACACGCCAGAAUGAGGACCAAAUGGAUGACCUCAUCCGGACAGCACAAUCCAAAUGCAGGAGUGGACAACCCAUCCUUCUCAAUGCACUGAUUGGGAAAACAACCUUCCGUGAAGGCUCUAUUUCUAUCUAGGAACUAGGCUGUAGCUGCAGUACCUGGGGUCUGCAUAGGGAGUAGCAAACCUCUGUUUCGCAUGAAGGCACCGGCUCUGUUGAAUUGCCCUUAAGUUAGGGGUUGGGUCACCCAGAGAGCCAGAAUCACUAGCUGGUAAGUUUCUUGAGGCCUUCUGGUAAUGCCCAUUUUCUCUACUGUCUCACUUUGCUUCAGCCCACUGCUUUUGUUGGCUAAAUCACUUUAAUGUGGUGGCUCUUCCCUUUUUGUUAACAUGGUGUGUUUAACUUGGUAACACUCACUGAUUGAUCUUGACCUGCCACAGUCAGAAAACAUGAAUAGCUCAAACAGAAAAGGCACUGGAAGGUAAGGAAGAAAUAUUAAGACGCUGAAAUUUAAUUAUUUCUUUUUGCAUUGUGGCAAAAAUCUGUUUCUCAGGAGAAUAUGAAAUACUAGAAAGUAUAUUCAUAAAAAUAGAAUGAUAGUGCAAAUAUAAUCCAAAUCAAAAUACUUUGUGGUAAAUAGUAAUACAAAUGUCUGACCAUAUAUUCAAAGAAAUAUAUUAAAGCUAUUAAGUUGUAACUUAAAAUAUGUCAAAUUACUUUUUGAAGAAGUUUACCUGAAAAAAUUUAAAUGUAAUUGUCAAAGCAGGUUAAAUGAACAAAAUAAUCAGUUUUGUUUUCUCAUUUGAAUUAUUAUUUAUUAAAUCUAUGUGAGUAAAUAUAUUUAUGAUUUUAAGUUUUUUUUAAAAAUGGAUAACAGACAAGAUUUGAGUUAGUGAUUGUGUUAGACAUUUCUUGUUACAUAUAUUUUGCAUAUUUUGAAGUUUUGUAGCUGUUAAUGUCCAAAGUAUUUUGAGAACUUGCUCAACUGAAAUAAUUUAAUAUGCAACUUGAUAUUAGAUUAUAUUCGUAGUUUAUCUGGAUUCUAUUAAUUAUAUAUAUAUAUUUGCAGUGCGCUUUAGGACUUUAUUCAAUAUGAAUUGGACAUCAAAUAAAAUCCAAUUUAACAUCUGUA
Python bivittatus (Burmese python) is the source of this 3120-nucleotide messenger RNA. It is a transcript of the gene HACL2, whose product is annotated as 2-hydroxyacyl-CoA lyase 2. Gene Ontology annotation, molecular function: flavin adenine dinucleotide binding; acetolactate synthase activity; thiamine pyrophosphate binding. Lineage: Eukaryota; Metazoa; Chordata; Lepidosauria; Squamata; Pythonidae. The record is from RefSeq and is a predicted model, not a curated record. Gene Ontology annotation, biological process: L-valine biosynthetic process. Gene Ontology annotation, cellular component: acetolactate synthase complex.